This is a messenger RNA of Podarcis raffonei (Aeolian wall lizard), 3229 nucleotides long. RefSeq names its product sarcalumenin (gene SRL). Gene Ontology annotation, molecular function: GTP binding. Lineage: Eukaryota; Metazoa; Chordata; Lepidosauria; Squamata; Lacertidae. The coding region runs from base 166 to 3027 and encodes 953 amino acids. The record is from RefSeq and is a predicted model, not a curated record. The transcript has 8 exons.
UGACACAGGGGCCUGAAGUGGCCGGGCAGGGAGGGGCCUCGGGCAGUCCAGCUCCAGGCACCAUCUGUGCAGGCCCCUCUGCAGCCCAGCCGGCCAGCUGCCUGCUCCACAGCCUCCGCGGCAGAGACAGAGGGGUGGAAGGAGAGGCAGUGCCAGACCACCACCAUGCAUGGAUUGAGGCUCUUCUGCUGCUGCGUGGCCCCGAUCCUGCUCCUUGGGGCGCGGGCAGAACUGCAAGUCUCUGCCCCGGAUGGCACAGAAGACUCUGCCACCUUUGCCGAAGGAGGCUUGUUGCCCGGAGACCCAAGCCUGGCAGAGAAGGAGAAGCUGCUCUAUGGAGACUCUGCUGCUGCUGCCACUGCUGCCAUCCCACCUGGGACAGGAAUUCCCUUCCGGCCCUUAGACAGCCAGGAGGAAGCCAGCACAGGUGUGGAAGGAAGCCCUCAUGCUGAUGGCUCCACUGAGGCAGCUGCUGAACUGGACACCAGCUCCUUGGAAGCUGAGGGUCUGAAAGAAAAGGAAGCCCCUGUUGCUGAACCACAGAAUGCCCCCGACAAAGGGCGUGACACGGAUGGGCAAAGGGAAGCACCUGAGCAAUAUCUUGCAGUCAACAAGGAGGAUGUUUUGGCUGGAGAGGAGGCUGAAGAGAGUGAGCAGGCCCAGUCAGAGGAAGUUGCCAAAGAUGCUGCCCCAGGCGGAAGUGGGGGCCCCUCCCAGAGCCUCCUUCAGCCCCCUGUCAAGACCAGAGAGGAGCUGUCCUCCACUCAGGAGGACAACAUCACUGCUGACUUGGUCAGUGAAGAUGGAGCUACCUCUGUGGAAAGACACUUUAGUGAUGGCUCCCCUGCAGUGAGCACCUUGGGGGCACCAGACAGGGUGCCACAGGAGCCCCACAUGUUAGAGGGGCAAGAAGAGUCUGAGGAAGCAGAGGACACCAGCCCCCGUGAGGAAGAAGCAGAGGAGGAGACAGCGGAUGGUCCUGGGCAGCUUGAUGCAGAGGAGGAGGAGGGAGAAGAAGGGGCUACAGUGGCCAGGGAGGGGGAUACCAGCCUACAAGAAGGAGAAGGUUCUGAUGAAGAUGAGUCUGAGGAAAGAGAAGAUUCUGAGGAAGAUGAGGCUGAGGAAGAAGACAGCUCUGAGGAAGAUGAGGCUGAGGAAGAAGACAAUUCUCAGGAAGAUGCCGCUGAGGAAGGAGACAAUUCUCAGAAAGAUGCCGCUGAGGAAGAAGACCCUCAGUCACAGGAAGAUGACAGCACAGUGGAAGCCGCAGAAGAGGGUGCUACUGCCUUGGCAGGAGAAGAAGCCAUUGCCCAUGGAAUAGGAGGAGAAGAAGAGGGUCCUGCCCCAUCAGAGAGAGAGGGGAGAGCAGCGGAGGGGGAAGAGGGGACUUCCCCAGGGAAAGGCAUGGGUGAAGUGGAGCCAGGAGAUCCCAGCCUGACAUCUGACCCUGAGGUUGACACCCACCUCCAGCAUCAAGAGGGAGGCCCCAGUGAAGCAGAAGCAAUGCCCACUCCUCCCAGCAAUGAAGACACCCUCGGUGGUCACGAGGAGGCAUCCUCUGAGCAAGCCCACCCAGCCCCGCCUGCCGCUAGCCCAGCACCUCACAGCAACCCUCCAGCUACUUCCACCGCUGAAGAGGCGGAGGAUGCCGGGGAGUCUGCCAGGAGGGACCGCACCCACAUUGAAAGCACCUUGAAGCUGAAGGAAGAGAAGCCUGCAGAUGACUAUUCAGGCACACUGCAGCGGCUGAGGAAGAUCUACCACACUUCUAUCAAGCCCUUGGAGCAAUCUUACAAGUAUAAUGAACUACGGCAGCAUGAAAUCACAGCUUACCCUGGACGCACCUUGGGCUCCUCAGCCACAGAUGGAGAGAUCACUUCCAAGCCGAUGGUGCUAUUCCUGGGACCAUGGAGUGUUGGCAAAUCCACCAUGAUAAACUACCUCCUGGGGCUGGAUAACACUCCCUACCAGCUCUACACAGGAGCUGAACCCACCACCUCAGAGUUCACCGUCAUCAUGCAUGGCCCCAAGCUCAAGACCAUUGAAGGCAUUGUGAUGGCUGCGGACAGCACACGCUCUUUCUCACCUCUUGAGAAAUUUGGUCAGAACUUUCUGGAGAAGCUGAUAGGGAUUGAGGUCCCUCAUAAGCUCUUGGAAAGGGUUACCUUUGUGGAUACGCCGGGGAUCAUUGAAAACCGGAAGCAGCAGGAACGAGGCUACCCUUUCAAUGAUGUCUGCCAGUGGUUCAUUGACAGAGCUGACCUCAUCUUUGUAGUGUUUGACCCCACAAAGCUGGAUGUGGGGCUAGAGCUGGAGAUGCUUUUCCGCCAGCUAAAGGGACGGGAAUCUCAGAUUAGGAUAAUUCUGAACAAAGCUGACAGCCUGGCUACACAAGAGCUCAUGCGAGUCUACGGAGCCUUGUUCUGGAGCCUGGCUCCACUGAUCAACGUCACUGAGCCCCCCAGAGUCUAUGUCAGCUCCUUCUGGCCCCUGGAUUACGAGCCCGACACCCACAGAGAACUCUUCUUGAAAGAGGAGAUUUCACUCCUAGAAGACCUGAACCAAGUGAUUGAAAACAGGCUGGAGAACAAGAUUGCUUUUAUCCGCCAACAUGCCAUCCGUGUCCGCAUCCAUGCACUCUUAGUUGACCGCUACUUGCAGACCUACAAGGACAAAAUGACCUUCUUCAGCGAUGGAGAGCUCGUGUUCAAGGACAUUGUGGAGGAUCCAGACAAGUUUUACAUCUUUAAAACAAUCCUGGCCAAGACCAAUGUCAGCAAGUUCGACCUCCCUAAUCGUGAAGCUUACAAGGACUUCUUUGGGAUCAACCCUAUCAACUCCUUUAAGCUUCUUGCUCAGCAGUGUUCCUACAUGGGAGGCUGUUUCCUAGAGAAGAUUGAGAGGGCUAUAACCCAUGAGCUGCCAGAGCUCUUGGGGAGUAUUGGCCUGGGGAAGAAACCCAGCGUCCUCUCCUGCGACACAACUGGCUGUGGCGAGACUCCAAAGAACCGUUACAAGAAACAUUAGUAAUCUGUUCAGUGUAACCACUCCUGUGUUCCUGUUGGUGAAUGAGCUUAUGUCUUAUCUGUCCAAGAAGCCAAGGUCUGUUAACCCUUUGAGUGCCACACCGGCAAGAGCUAAUAUGCAAUGAGGACUUGGAGUCACUGGCAUCAGUGGCAGGGAAGUUGGGUGAGCCUACAGAAGAGAAUAAAACACUGUGAAUUCCUGA